Molecule: messenger RNA, 342 nt
Organism: Dovyalis caffra
Lineage: Eukaryota; Viridiplantae; Streptophyta; Magnoliopsida; Malpighiales; Salicaceae
Source: the annotation of a GenBank genome assembly
AUGUUUCUUGGUUAUUGUCUUUAUUGGGAUUCGAAGCAAAAGAUGGCUUUUGAGGAGUGCUCAGAUCAAGAAAUGAUUCUAGUUCUAGCGAUGCCUUAUAAAGAGGGCCUAGUGAUGCCUAAUAGUGGGUGGCGUGGGCAAGAAAUGUCUCUUGCUUAUUGCCUUUUCUUAGGGUUCGAGACAAGAAUAGUUUCUUGUUUACUGCGAUUAAGAAUUGCCUUUGAGGUGAAAGAUAGUAUUGAGGGCUCGUUGGGAUUGUCCAGGUCAAGAAUCGCUGCUGGUUUCACCCAAGACUACGGUGGUGUACAGCUCGCACAAAGCUUCGAAAUCGAAGUAUUGUGA